This is a messenger RNA of Rotaria sp. Silwood2, 756 nucleotides long. The record is from the annotation of a GenBank genome assembly. NCBI's taxonomy places the organism in Eukaryota, Metazoa, Rotifera, Eurotatoria, Philodinida, Philodinidae.
AUGAAUUUCGUUAACAUCGUGAAGUAUCUUCUUUAUUUAACGGUAAGAGAGUUUUCCGAUGAAUAUUCAAGAACAAGUGCUGAUGAAAUUGCUGCAUCAGAGCAAUUAUUUGAAGUUUUAAAGUCAUCUGAAGACAGUUACUUUAGUGAACUCGAUGUGUACCAAACUCUCGAGUUCGAUGAUGAAUAUGGUGAAACAACUGACAAAGAAGACAGUGCUAAUGAAGAACUUAUCGAUGACACUGAUGAUUAUGAUGAAAACCAACAACAGAAUAUUUACAAUUAUUUUACGUUGGAAGAAAUGGAAGAGAUAAUUGAAUGGGUUGAUCAACAUCCAAAUUAUAAAUUUCCCACUAUUAAACAUAGAUUUCAAAAAGUUAAAUAUCCCAUCUAUAUUACAAGAUUUCGAGAAUAUAUUAGAAAGAACGGCACAAGGUUUGAAAAGCUCGAAAAACUCAAGCAAUUUAUGUGGGAUGAAUUUUAUGUCAAAAGAGUUAUUGAGAAAGAAGCUGUUCAUUAUACUGAUUUAGAACUUUUUGCAAUUCAAAAAGCAAGAGAAUUUAAUUGGGAUAAUUUUAUAGUCAGUGAAUCUUUUCUAACGAGAUUCAAGAAAGCAAAUCGAAUUUCAUCAAGAAGAUACAAUAAAAUGAUCACUCGAGCUUCUUCGAUUAGAAAAGUUUGCAAUUUGGAAGGUAUUUUAACUUAUUCGAAGUUCAAAUAUAAUUGUCUUAAUGUAAAAUAUAUCUAUACUUUUUAG